Molecule: messenger RNA, 3361 nt
Organism: Scophthalmus maximus (turbot)
Lineage: Eukaryota; Metazoa; Chordata; Actinopteri; Pleuronectiformes; Scophthalmidae
Gene: bmp6
Product: bone morphogenetic protein 6
Exons: 7
Coding region: 563-1849 (428 amino acids)
Biological process (GO): SMAD protein signal transduction
Cellular component (GO): extracellular region
Molecular function (GO): cytokine activity; growth factor activity
Source: RefSeq, a predicted model, not a curated record
UAGAAGCGCUAACACACUGAAGCGCGCACAGGCAUAUGGACUGCAACCUGCUGCCUCCUGUUCAGUCCGUCACUCACAGCCUGUCGGAGUGGGCGACCCGUUCAAGUGUCGGAAGGCGUUUUUUUUAAUGUUCAAUUGCACAUUUGGAAAAGUCAUAUCGAAUUGGAGAGCAGAUUGAUCUCCGUGCGUAAAAUGGCUCGUUUCAGGGGAGUCGUUACUCUCUUACUGCUGAACUUCGUGUCGCACGGUGUCUUUUGAGCGACUUUCCCACCGAGCGCUCUCCACAUAGUUUCACAUGGUGCACUUCAUCCCGAAGCACCACUGCGCGCAGAGGGAAUCAGAAAUGAGAGCGGCGCCGACCCUGUUGGGCGCAUUUUGCUUUGGGGAGUAUUUCAAAUGGCUUGACACACAACUCCUUUUUCGCUUUUGAUUUGUGGCUGCGACAGAUAACGACGCUUGAGCGGACUUUGGUUACCAUACGCUCACUUCGCAUUCGGACAGUCGACUGCGGCGCACAGACCAGACACACUCGGGACUCCGGAGAGCGCAGCGGGACAACACGAUGACCGGCUGCUGGCUUGCCUUGGUCGGAUUGUGGUGGAGCACAUAUUACUGCAUGUUCCCGGUGGCGGGGAGUAACUAUUCACUGGAUGGAAACUACGAGGUGCACCCGGGCUUCAUCCACCGGCGGCUGCGGACGCACGAGAAGCGGGAGAUGCAGAAGGAGAUCCUGUCCAUCCUCGGGCUGCCCCACAGACCGAGACCGCAUCUGUCGCACGGAAAGUACAACUCCGCUCCGCUGUUCAUGUUGGACUUGUACAACACCAUAUCGAGCGAGGAGAAGAGCCAAGUGGAAGGCAUGCUGGAGCGGUACCAGUCCACGCCGACAACCCAGAGCCCUCCUCUGGCGACAUAUCAAGAAACUGCCUUUCUGAACGAUGCGGAUAUGGUGAUGAGCUUCGUAAAUUUAGUCGAGUACGACAGCGAGCUCUCUCCACAGCGGCGUCACCACAAGGAGUUCAAGUUCAACCUCUCGCAGAUCCCCGAGGGCGAGGCCGUCACGGCGGCAGAGUUCCGUCUCUACAAGGAGUGUGUGAGCCGCACCUUCCGCAACGACACCUUCAUACUCAAAGUCUACCAGGUGGUCAAGGAGCACCCUGACAGAGAGGCCGACCUGUUCUUGUUGGAGUCCCGGAAACUGUGGGCGGCCGAGGAGGGCUGGCUGGAGUUUGACAUCACCGCCACCAGCAACCUGUGGGUGAUGAGCCGAGCGCACAACCUGGGCCUGCAGGUCAGCCUGGAGACCAGCAGCGGACAGAGCAUCACUUCCAGGGAGGCGGGGCUCGUGGGACGCGACGGCGCACUGGAGAAGCAGCCCUUCAUGGUGGCGUUCUUCAAGGUCAGCGAGGUGUACAUCCGCACCACCCGCUCCACUGGCGGCAAACGUCGCCAGCAGAAUCGCAACCGGUCCACGCAACCGCAGGAGGGAUCCAGAGGGCUGGGCCUGCCAGAUUACAACAGCAGCGAUCAGAAAACGGCGUGCAGGAGACACGAGCUCUACGUCAGCUUCCGAGAGCUGGGCUGGCAGGACUGGAUCAUUGCUCCGGAAGGCUACGCAGCCAACUACUGUGACGGGGAGUGCUCCUUCCCCCUCAACGCCCACAUGAACGCCACCAACCAUGCCAUUGUACAGACACUGGUGCACCUGAUGAACCCCGAGAACGUGCCGAAGCCGUGCUGCGCCCCCACCAAGCUCCACGCCAUCUCGGUGCUCUACUUCGACGACAACUCCAACGUCAUACUGAAGAAAUACAAGAACAUGGUGGUGCGGGCCUGUGGCUGCCACUGACGCCGCCGAGGACCGAUACGAGGAAAGGAGAAAAAAAACAAAGGGUUUGGCGAAGGGCUGCAAACUGCACCAGCGACUCCUGCGUGAGGUCGAACUCCGGUAGACACCAGUUUCAAAUGCCCAGCCUGCAAGGGAUGUCAACCCUGAAAGAUCAUUUAUAUGUUCUAAUGCAAUAAUCCUGGACAGCUCAAAGGUUUCAUCCAGCAACAUGAUUUGCCAACAAGGCACCAAGCUAUGUAAGUACCAUUGAAAAGAAAAAAAACCCCAACAACAUAUUCACUACAGUGCCGAGUCACCAAAUGGUCUAUCACCCGCUUUACUGGCUUUGGAGUGGAGUCUUUCUUUCAUGGGUCUGCAAGUGAAUGGAUGAUUACGUGUGUGUGUGUGUAUGUGUGUGUUGGGGUCAGUCUGUUUGUAUAUUGUGUUUAUGGAAGUGUGUGUGUGUAUGACUUGCCCUAAGAGGCUACUGCAACCUCUCCCUCACUGAGAGGACGGGGGCCAAACUGGACCAGUCCAGACUGCUGCUUUUCUUACUCUUCUAUAAAAAACACAGUGACUCAGUUUUCAGAAGAGACUUUUGUUUGAUUGCUGAUGAAUAACUUCUCUAGGCCUUCUCACGGCCACGGGGAGGAGACUCAGUGUCAUCGCAGCACUGAAAAACCAGCCGCGACAUAAACUGGUCAAGUCAUAAAGGAAAAUGUGUUAUAAACGGUUUGAGUCAAGACGUCAAAUUGCCAAACCGUGUCCUCUUCAGCUAAAAUGUUGUUAAGCCUAACAAUGAAAUACUGACUGAAUGAUCCAUUGGACUCAGUUGAUUCACAUUUCCUUCCUUUUUCCACCUGAUGUAUUUUCUUCUCAAGCCAUAUUUGCCUUACUUAAAAUAUAAUAUGGACUGAACCAUAGUGACCGCACACUAUUUCAGUAGUGCACUGCUCCCGAAUAUCCACUCCGUGUCAAUAUUUGCCGGGCUCACGCUGAGCUGCGAUUCACCAGGCUGGUUCAGCGCGCGAUGCACGUUCUGGCUAAAGCUGGUGGGUUUUUUUUUUUUCCUCCAAAGAACUGAAGAAUACAGCCUUAUCCCUCCGGCACACCGCAAAUGGCCAUUUCCAUGUUGCUGUACUCGCAAAGUUAACAAACGUCCCAGCCCUGACAACUUGUGGAAAAACAUUUAGCGAGUCAAACCCGGCCGACAGGACCGCUUGUGUGCCAGCAUUUCUGAAAUUAGCCCCUUUUGCUUUUUCAACCCUGAGGGUAAAAUUGUGCUGAGAUGUGUGUCCAGUGGCGAACUCGCUCUCUCCAAUUGAACAUGUUACUGUGAGCUUUGAAUGACAUAGUCUUUUAGAGACCAUAUUUUAAUGAAAAACUAAUACCAAUAAGAAUCAAAAAAUACCUUUACAUGACUAACCAACUAUAAAUUACAAAAUAUACCUCUGGUAAGCUGCUGUUUACAUUUGUGAUCAUGUUUAGACUGUUCUUGUUUGUAAAUACUUGUACAUUCUUAGCUUAUUUAUU